AUGGUCCGCGAAGUCCAAGGAGAGGAGGAACAACAGGGAUCUGAGCGGGUUCACGAAGAAGUUGAGCAACAGGAAAAUGAGCAAAAAGCACGGGAAACAAAACCUGUCGAAGAACUGCACGGACGUGGUCAGCAACUACAGCGCACACGUCGGCGUCAAGCGUCCUCUGGAGAUCGGCGAUUGGCUCACUAUCCAGGUUCCACUAAACAUCAACGACGAGUCCGUAGCCCUGAGAAAUUCGAUGAUCUACGACGAGUCAGGCGUUCCGCCUCCUUUGAAGAUAAAAUCAGUGCGUUGAGUAUCGGAGGACCCUCAAAACCGCCGGAAAAUACGGGAAAAUGGCGUUUUGCGACAGGUUUGGCAAGCACUUUUCGGGUUCGUGCCCCGGAUGUUAUCGAUGGCGACCUCAGAUACGAGAUCGUUUCACGGAAAGGAUUGUGCAAGCACUGCCUCGGCUCGUGCUUACCGCGUCAAUGCAAGUUCAACCCCAGGAGUUGCUGGUACUGCGAGAAAAUACGGGGCACGUGUGUUGAGGAUCUGAUACCGGAAGGGCAUCAUAGGGCACUUUGUCCUGUACCGGAUGUGCGGGACGGAUGUGAGAGAUCGUCUAAAUCGUCUUCAGGAAGAGCUGGAGCAGCUGACAUGAAGGGGAUGAUCAUCGCGCUGCCGGAGUGUCGACACGGAAGUCGACUUGAUCUAUUCUUAUUGUUGUACUAUGUUCAUGGCAGAUUUGGUUUGCGCUUUUCUUAUGUAGAAGCUUUAUGUUGA
Molecule: messenger RNA, 768 nt
Organism: Cooperia oncophora
Lineage: Eukaryota; Metazoa; Nematoda; Chromadorea; Rhabditida; Trichostrongylidae
Source: the annotation of a GenBank genome assembly